GUGGAGCGCGGCGCCAUGACGCCAGACGCCCAAAGAGGCGGAGUGGUGGGGGGAAGGAGGAGGGAAGUAGGACUUCAACAUGGCGGCUGUGGUACUGGCAGUGGCUACGGUGACGGCCUGGCCCGGGGCGGGCAGAGUUGGAGGUGGUGGCGUUCGUUUUCCCUAGCCGUUAGGAGCUCAACGGGGACCGAGCCUGAAAGGCCGUCCGGCGCCAGCGCGUUUCGGCUUCUGGGACGACAGCGGCAGCGGCGUUCAGGUUCUAAAUGGCUUCUAAGAAGUUGGGUGCAGAUUUUCAUGCUUGAGAAAAACUUGUGCGACAGUGUAGCCUGUACAUUCUGCUGGAUUUCAGGGACUUUCAGUUACCUUGAUGAUGUCCCAUUUAAGAUAGGAGACAAAUUCAAAACACCAGCUAAAGUUGGUCUUCCUAUUGGCUUCUCCUUGCCUGAUUGUUUGCAGGUGGUCAGAGAAGUACAGUAUGACUUCUCCUUGGAAAAGAAGACUAUUGAGUGGGCUGAAGAUAUUAAGAAAAUCCAAGAAGCCCAGAGGGAAGCAGAGCGCAAGGCUGAGGAAGUAGAAGCUAAAGUGAAUUCUAAGAGCGGCCCAGAAGGUGACAGCAAAAUGAGCUUCUCCAAGACUCACAGUACAGCUACAAUGCCACCUCCAAUUAACCCCAUCCUUGCCAGCUUACAGCACAAUAGCAUCCUUACCCCGACUCGGGUCAGCAGCAGUGCCACGAAACAGAAAGUUCUCAGCCCACCCCACACAAAGGCAGAUUUCAAUCCUGCUGACUUUGAGUGUGAAGAAGACCCAUUUGAUAAUCUGGAGUUAAAAACUAUUGAUGAGAAGGAAGAGCUGAGAAACAUUCUGGUAGGAACCACUGGACCCAUUAUGGCUCAGUUAUUAGACAAUAACUUGCCCAGAGGAGGCUCUGGGUCUAUGUUACAGGAUGAGGAGGUCCUGGCAUCCCUGGAGCGGGCAACCUUGGAUAUCAAGCCUCUUCACAAACCCAAUGGCUUUAUAACCUUACCACAGUUAGGCAACUGUGAAAAGAUGUCUCUGUCUUCUAAAGUGUCCCUCCCCCCCAUUCCUGCAGUAAGCAAUAUCAAAUCACUGUCCUUCCCCAAACUUGACUCUGAUGACAGCAGUCAGAAGACAGCCAAGCUGGCAAGCACUUUCCAUAGCACAUCCUGCCUCCGCAAUGGCACCUUCCGGAAUUCCCUAAAGCCUUCCACCCAAAGCAGUGCCAGUGAGCUCAAUGGGCAUCAUACUCUUGGGCUUUCAGCUUUGAACUUGGACAGUGGCACAGAGGUGCCAACCCUGACUUCCUCAGAUCUGAUCUCCCAGAUGCCUUCCCUCUCUGUCUUGUCUGUGUGCACAGAAGAAUCGUCACCUCCAAAUACAGGUCCCACGGUCACACCUCCUACUAAUUUCUCAGUGUCACAAGUGCCCAACACUCCCAGCUGUCCCCAGGCCUAUUCUGAACUGCAGACACUGUCCCCCAGUGAGCGGCAGUGUGUGGAGACAGUGGUCAACAUGGGCUACUCAUAUGAGUGUGUCCUGAGAGCCAUGAAGAAGAAAGGAGAGAAUAUUGAGCAGAUUCUCGACUAUCUCUUCGCACAUGGACAGCUCUGUGAGAAGGGCUUCGACCCUCUUUUAGUGGAAGAGGCUCUGGAAAUGCACCAGUGUUCAGAGGAAAAGAUGAUGGAGUUUCUCCAGUUAAUGAGCAAAUUUAAGGAAAUGGGCUUUGAAUUGAAAGACAUUAAGGAGGUUCUGCUACUACACAACAAUGACCAGGACAAUGCUCUGGAAGACCUCAUGGCUCGGGCAGGAGCCAGCUGAGACCAGAUGCUGCCUAGGCCCUGCCAUGGAACCGCCCCUGCGGGAGGCCCUGAGGAGCCCAUGUGUGGGGAAGGAGAAGGGGCACACUUCUGGUUUUCUUUUGGGGGUGGAAGGUCAGGAGUGGAGACUGUGCUUGCCAGUCUCUGAGCUGGGGAGAAAGUAGGAAAGACUCAGGCAUGUGAAUGCCUCUAGCAUGGCCCUGGCUCCUUCUAUAUUAAAUGUAUUUGUAUUUUGAGAAGUGUCCUUCCCACCUCGGCCCUCCAGGGGUCUGUACGUCCUCAGCCGAAACCUGGCCCAGCUGCCAAAAGGAGUCAGGGAGAAGGGGUGGGAGGGCCAGACUCAGUGCUGCUUUAGGGCUAGAUGCUUCCCUCCGCUGCACUGGUGGACUGAACUCUAAUCCAAGUUGAGUGCAAUUGAAAAGGUUCUUCCAGGGUUUUUUCCCCCGCCCACUUCCUUUAACAAAGUCUCUUAGUGUUACACUGGUUCUGUAAUGUCUCUGAGGUGCAAAGAAUGCCCUUUCCCCAUGGGAUGUGGAGUUGGCCUCAUCUGCCAGGCAGUUACCAUGCUUCCCUACCCCAGCCUGUUUCUUUUGGCUUGGUUUGGACCACGAUCCUCUGCUACCCAGGAUUUUAGAGCCCCCUACUCUAGGAAAGUCCGUUUAAGAAAUCAUUGGCCCCUUCCCAGCACACUGAGUCGGGGAGAAACAGGCUGCAGUAUAGUAGCCCAGCACUAACUCCGCCUCGGUUCUCCUUGGAGAACAGCCUCUCCCUCCAGCCCCCUGCUCUAGGAUGACACAAUGAGUAACACCUAGUCAUAGAAAUCAGUCUCUUUCGUUUUAUAUUCUGUUGUACAUCAUUAAAGAUAAAUACAAAGGAUAUACAGUCUUGAUGAAUCUAAUUUGCUAACUAUUUUGAUUCUUCAGAGAACUACUAAUAAAAAUCUAAAAGGUA
Lutra lutra (Eurasian river otter) is the source of this 2789-nucleotide messenger RNA. It is a transcript of the gene UBAP1, whose product is annotated as ubiquitin associated protein 1. Gene Ontology annotation, molecular function: ubiquitin binding. Lineage: Eukaryota; Metazoa; Chordata; Mammalia; Carnivora; Mustelidae. Gene Ontology annotation, cellular component: ESCRT I complex. Gene Ontology annotation, biological process: ubiquitin-dependent protein catabolic process via the multivesicular body sorting pathway. The record is from RefSeq and is a predicted model, not a curated record.